Messenger RNA from Epinephelus lanceolatus (giant grouper), 1796 nucleotides. Its product is annotated as CMP-N-acetylneuraminate-beta-galactosamide-alpha-2,3-sialyltransferase 1-like. NCBI's taxonomy places the organism in Eukaryota, Metazoa, Chordata, Actinopteri, Perciformes, Serranidae. Gene Ontology annotation, biological process: sialylation. Gene Ontology annotation, cellular component: membrane. The record is from RefSeq and is a predicted model, not a curated record. Gene Ontology annotation, molecular function: beta-galactoside (CMP) alpha-2,3-sialyltransferase activity.
AAUGGACCAUUUCAAAAAAUUAAGACAAAAUGUUGUUACAUUUGUUUUGUAAAAUUCAAACAAAGCCUGUCUCCAUUUAAAGCUAUGCCAAGUCUUCCUGACACACCCCAUUGGCACUGACACCAAACCUUCAACACUUCUUCAUUCCUCAAAUCCCUGGUUAUCAUUACAUUGUGUAGGCUAUAUGUCACGGGUUCAUCAUCUGCAAGAUUGAACGCCACGCUGCUGAGAUGCUUUCAACUUUGGGAAAAACCAGAAUAUUCUUAUCCAUAUUGUGCAUCAUUGGCAUUGGGCUGUUGUCUAAAUUUUCAUGGAAGUAUUGGGUGUUUUCUCUGGAUGGUCAGAGCUCAAGUUUUAAUACCUACAUUAACAAAUGUUUGCCAGAGGAUGAUCCAUGGUUUACGACGCUUAUCAAUGCAGCCCCUCCACCCUUUUUGACAAAAAACUAUACACCCUCGGAGAGCGAUUUCAACUGGUGGAAGCGCUUACAGGGGGAAAAACGCAACUUCACUUUCUACAAAACAACAGUGGACAGCCUGUUCAACAUCUUCCCACCCAUUUCAGAUAUUUUAGAGUCCAGCCCUGUCCGCUGCAGGACUUGUGCUGUGGUGGGGAACUCUGUUAAUUUAAAAGGAUCACACUAUGGACCUCUCAUAGAUAUGCACAAUAUUGUAAUAAGAAUGAAUCGUGGCCGUACGAAAGGCUUCGAAGAGGAUGUUGGGACCAAAACUACUCAUCAUGUAAUGUAUCCUGAGAGUGCCAUAUUUUUGGACAAUGACGACAUCCAUCUCGUGCUGUUUUCAUUCAAGAUAAACGAUCUACUGUGGCUCCUCAAGAGAUUCGAUCCAAGGGAAAUCAGUGCUGGGAAGUUAAAGAAGAUAGCGAACAAGGAUCGGGUGAUGAUCGUCAAUCCAGCUCUCCUCAAAUAUGUUCAUGAAAUGUGGCUGGAAAAGAAGGGCAGGUAUCCAUCCACUGGCUUUCUGACUCUGGCUCUCAGCCUGCAGAUUUGUGAUGCGGUCAGCGUUUUUGGCUUUGGAGCAGACAGCGCUGGAAGCUGGAGCCAUUACUUUGAAACCUUUAGAUUCAAAAACUUUAAAACUGGAGUUCAUGCAGGACCGCAUGAAUAUAAUGUUAUUCAGCAACUGUACCAGAAGAAGAAAAUUCUUUUUUUCAAAGGAUCUUGAAUGUAAUUUUUGAGCUGAGUAGUUAACUGCUUUAACUUAAAGGGACGGUUCACAUACAAAUCAGACAUAUGUUUCCUCUUACCUGUGGUGCUAUUUAUCAGUCUGGAUUGUUCUGGUGUGAGUUGUCAAAUGUUGGUGCUAGCGGCCAUACACAUGUCUGCCUUCUCUCCAAUAUAAUGCAACGACAUGGCACUUGGCCUGUGAUGCUCAAAGCACCACAAAAAUACAUUUGAAAACCUCAGUGUUAAAGUCUCUUUCCAGGAAACAUGGUUACUCAAGAUAAUCUGCAGACCUUGUUGUGGGCAGCUUCACAUAGGGACUAUUUUCCUUCUACCAAACUACACCAACUGUAUUACCACAAAGAAGAAAACAUGCAUCUUCUUUGCAGUUGUCGAACUACGUGUAGUCGUAUCUAUUGAGUCUUUAAAUGUGUUAAAUGUUCAGGUCAUUUUCAGUUUUGGUGUCAUAGAAUGAAGUACUGUUGCACAAACUGUUUUUUUGUCAAUCAUAUACUCAACUGUCUAACAUAUGGAAAGUAGCCUACCGUAGCAAACCACCCAUUAUGUCUACAAACAGGUGCAAUAUCAGGGCCAUAUAUUUAUUAUCUGUUAA